Molecule: messenger RNA, 984 nt
Organism: Lolium rigidum
Lineage: Eukaryota; Viridiplantae; Streptophyta; Magnoliopsida; Poales; Poaceae
Product: dnaJ homolog subfamily B member 1-like
Exons: 3
Coding region: 1-984 (327 amino acids)
Cellular component (GO): cytosol
Molecular function (GO): protein-folding chaperone binding
Source: RefSeq, a predicted model, not a curated record
AUGGGAUCACUGGACUACUACGAGAUCCUGAAUGUGGACCGGAGCGCGACCGACGAUGAUCUCCGCAGGGCCUACCGCCGGCUGGCGAUGCGGUGGCACCCCGACAAGAACCCCGAAGGGAAGAGCGACGCCGAGGCCAAGUUCAAGGACAUCACCGAAGCCUACAACGUUCUCAGCGACGCCACCAAGAGGGCGGUGUAUGACCAGUACGGGGAGGAGGGGCUCAAGGACCCACCGCCGCAGCCAGGCGGUAGCGUCGACGACAUCUUUGCCGAGUUCUUUGGAAGCACGCCGUUCACGUACAGCAACAACACGCGCGCCAAGCAACAGCAGCAGCAAACGGCGUGGGACGGCGGUUUCGGCCGGCCUUACGACCAGGGCGUCGGCGCGGGUGCGGCGGCCAUGGCGGCGCCGCCGCCGGUGGAGAGCAAGCUGGCGUGCACCCUGGAGGAGCUCUACACGGGCGUCACCAAGAAGAUGAAGAUCUCCAGGAAUGUCGUCGACGCCAGCGGGAGGAUGAAGACGGAGUCUGAGAUUCUGUCGAUCGAGGUGAAGCCGGGGUGGAAGAAAGGCACCAAGAUCACGUUCCCGGGCAAGGGCAACCAGCAGUGGAACCAGCUCCCCGCCGACCUGGUGUUCGUCGUCGACGAGAGGCCACACGACGUGUACCGCCGUGACGGGAACGACCUGCUGGCUGAGGCCAGGGUUACCCUCGCGGAGGCGCUGGGCGGCACGGUGGUCGUGCUGGCCGCCCUCGACGGCCGCGAGCUGGCGGUGGACGUGGGCGGCGGCGAGGAGGACGGCCCCGUGGUGUGCCCGGGGUACGAGCUGGUGGUGCCGAUGGAGGGCAUGCCCAUCGCCCGUGAGCCCGGACGCCACGGGAGCCUCAGGAUCACGUUCGACGUCGCGUUCCCGGACCGGCUAACGCGCCCCGCGCGAGCGCAGAUCAAGCGCAUCCUGGAACUGGAAGCCGCCGGCGGCUAG